This is a messenger RNA of Diaporthe batatas, 5876 nucleotides long. RefSeq lists its product as uncharacterized. Bases 1134 to 5876 code for a protein of 1580 amino acids. Lineage: Eukaryota; Fungi; Ascomycota; Sordariomycetes; Diaporthales; Diaporthaceae. Gene Ontology annotation, molecular function: guanyl-nucleotide exchange factor activity. The record is from RefSeq and is a predicted model, not a curated record. The transcript is spliced from 3 exons.
CCCAAACCCAACACACACACACACAACAACACAUCACAUCAUACCAUUGUUGUCUUGCGUCCGUGCUCCCCGGCUUUUGUGGUUGCUUGCUUGCUUGCUUUGCUGCGAGGGUGCUGAGUGGCUUGCGCCCACCUGCAUGUGUUUGUGUGCAUCUGCCGUUCUACCCUGCCGUACGUGCAGAACAAAAACAAACCGUGCCUACCCUUCCUACCACCUCCCAGAUGCCUGCACACGACGGGCCCUGAGCCUACCUACUCCGUACUCCUACUAUACGGUGCUUCUUCCACUCCUCCGUCGGUCGUCCUACCGUCCCCGCCCCCCAGUCUACCCCCCACCCACCCAGUCCUGAGCCCUCGUCCUCGACCUCGACGGCCGGCCUCGACUUCUAGAACUUUGUUCUCUCUUGUUUUGACUUCCCUUUCCCCCCACAUCCCUGUCACCAGCUCGCCCUUGCUGCAGGUGUGUUUUGGGUUGCAUCUUCUCCUUCUUGUGUAUCUCUAAAACUCCAACCCCGUUCCUGGGCCUCGCCUCGCCGAAGAGUCCGUCCCCUCAUUAUCAGGGCCUAUCGUCGCUAUCAUACCGUCGCAUCGCUCCAAAUCGCACCGCAUUGUACCGCGCCGGCACCUGCAACUGCACCACUCGGCGUCGCAGCGCAAUCCCAUUGUUUACUUUGUCUCGGCCCUGAGCCACCGCUCUCGCACACGUCCACGCCGCCACCACCACCGCCCGGCUUGGUGGCUGCAGCUUGGCCUGGUACACCCCACUGGUACUUGUUUUGUUAGCCGUGAGACAGUCAGGCAGUCAGACAGACUGGUCGGUCGCGUAUCCUGCUCGUGGUGUCGGCAGACAACAGAGAGGCUGGAGCUACUGCAGACUGCCGCAUCACAACGCUGCCGUGCCAUUGGACCACCUCGUCUGAGCUUGUUUUUUUUUCUCCCUCUCUUCUUCUUCGUGUUGAGGUCCCCGUUCUCACACCACCGACUUCUCCGGCCUCCGACCGGCCUGCUCCUCGUCUCAUCUUCUCUCAAGCUUCUCCGGGCGCCCCUUCGACCACCUCGACGGCCGUUGCUUGUCGUAUCUGCUCUGAUCCGCGCAAAGUCGGGCGGACCAUGCCACGGGUCCAUUGAGCAACCAUGGUUCGAGUCACCGAUGAGCUGGUCCUGACGCCAGGGAAUGUCACUCUUUACUACGCCUACGACCCUCUGCUGGGGGACCUUCCUUUCUUAAUAUUCCACGGCCCAUCCACCACCGCCAACUACACCCACAACUCCUCGCGAAUCCAGGUCCAUGUCUUCAGUCCCGCUGGUCUUCAGUCCUACCCGCGCAUAACCAUAUCCCCAAAUUCUCCCUUCUACGGCGUGGUCAGCCACCUGCCCCGCGAGUUUCAAGGGGACGAGACAUGGAGGGGCCUGGCCUUUGGUCUCUUCAAGUACUUCACAGAGCUGCCCGAGGCCGUCAAGACUCACCUGAGGAAGCAGUACCCCGGCCCCAAAGGUCAACGGCCCGGCUCCGCCCCGGCCUUGUUCAGCGAACAACAUGCAGCUAAUCUCGCCCAGGAUAUGACAAAGUCCGACAAUACAGGCCAUGUAAUAAGUGCUCUGCAGUCCGCGCUGCAGACCCAACAUAUUAGCAAUGUCGAUAUUGACCUCGUCUUGCCGCCUGGUUCCAUCAUUCCACUCAACAACGCCGAGCUGGAGGAGGUACCCGACGACGAGGAUGAUCUGAUAGACCCCACCCUUCGCCAGUAUGGCAGUUACACGCCAUUGGUCAGGCUGUGGGGAGAGCCUGUGUUCCUGCCAACGUCCAAGCUAAGGAGGGCGCCGUCCAAACCCACCUCACUGAACCGAGGCAAGUCUUUCUCCAGGGACCAGAAGGAAGACCUCCGCAUGAAACUGGUCGAGCUUGUCGAGACAGAAGAGCGCUACGUUGCCAAGUUGAACGAGCUGGUCAAGCACAUCGCUGAUGACUUCCGCCAAACCGCCAAAAGCCGCCCACCUGGCAGCCUCAGCCCGACCGAGGAGGAUGUGGACAAGCUCUUCCCAAAGUCGUCCGACUCCAUCCUGCAGCUCAACACGGCAUUCAUGCAGGAGCUCCGCAGGAUUAUGGACGAGACAGAGGAAGACGCCGCGAAGGAGUUGCAAUCAUCGCAUGGGAGUGUUACCCGGGUCGCAGCCUCGAGGUCAAAGGAUCCCAGCGGAGCUCUUGCCGUUGCCAGGCUCUUCGUCGAAUGGUUUCCCAGGUUCACCGAGAGCUAUCAGGAUUACAUCCGGGCGAGCCAGCACUUCCCGCAGCUUCUGAACAACUUCUUGGACAAGCAGUCCAGUUUCCGACAAAGGGUCUCCCAAAAAGGAGAGCAGACAAUACGGUCCAUCUUGAUCGAGCCUGUGCAGCGACUGCCUCGGUACAGCCUUUUGAUCGAUCAGAUCGUGGGCUGCAUACCCAUAACACAUCCCGCCCUGCAACUUAUGCUCAAGGCCAGGGACAUAAUUACCAACAUUUGCUCCAUGGACGAACCACUGAUAGAUAAACCGCAUGUCACGAACCGCCUCCGAAACAUGGUUGAAAGUUGGCCGCUUGACUUGGAACCACAGGGUCGCCUAGUUACAGCCAUCGAUGUUGCUGAGCUCGCGCCACCUUACAACGUAGACUCGCCGCAACUCGGUACCAACGACAUAGGCGGCAUCCUCCUUCUUUUCUCCGAUUGCGUCGCCCUGGUCACCAAGACGUCUACUUCCAGCCCGACCGGGAAAGAGCUCAUCCGAGAGAUCGACAAGCCAUCCGCGGCUGGGCUCCUCGCGUCGAUGACUAAUGCAGCUGGUGGUCAAGGGUCCUACGAGCUCGCGUUCACGGGAUGGCACAGUCUCGCCGAUGUUCGGUUUACAGAGUCAGAGAACGGUCGGUUAUUGUGGAUGACAUCCACCCAGGAGAUGAAGGCAGCCCAAUCCGGCGAGGGGGCGAGCAGGGCAAUAACGUCGCGUUGUUUCAUGCUACAUGAGAACUUCGAGGGCAAGGCUGGGAAGCUGAGCGAAGAAAUCGUCAAAGCACGUAUCGAAGGUCGCUUCUCAGAAACAGAACGUGAGACUCCUGUCUGGACGCUCCGGUCUGUAAGGCUGCCCGAGAAUAAUCUCGGCAUGCAUGCCGCAGUCUUUCAGGAGGCUGCAGACCAGCUCGUUGAGGGCCGUAGGGAACCUGCUCCUAUUCGAAUCGUGGUCGACAACGAGAAGGGCACUAAGGGGCAUCCAGUCGGGCACUAUGGAGUCGAAAUCGUGACCGAGGUCCGGAGUGGGAGCCUAAAACGCCUGCGCAUGACUACUCUGGGCCUGAAUGGCAAGCAGUACACUGAUGAUGUUGCCCUGGAAGACCUGUUGCCCACUCUCUCCAGACGCUUCAUCCAAUUGCUCAGCACCCAGUUCAACACCUCCAAUUACCGGAUGGCCCCGGCCAUAGUGUCCUACUAUUCCAAGAUCGCGAGGACUCUGAGCUUUAGCUCGAGAGAGCAAAAGUCGAUGUCUUUCCUGCGCUCCUCUCCCGUCAAGAUGCUUUCAAGUUUCCUCAGCGGUAGCACACCUGAUGUUACUUCGACAAGCCCACCCAAACAACAGCGUGCCGGCCUGCUCAGCCCGCCGCCACUGAUCGCACGAGCGGGCAGCUCCAAAGAAUCUCUUGUCGACUCGAUAAGAAGCCGCGGCAGCCGGGACACUAUUGGUGUUGCUGGCGAAGAUGAUCGGCCUGACAACCCUUUGGUGCGACUAGAACAGACGUUCACUGGAUAUGUCGCCGUGCUACAAUCGCGUAAAGGUCAAUUCAUUGGACGGUUGAUGAUGAACCGUUCAACGGCCGACGAGCUGGUCGUCAAUGAUCUGUAUAACCGUUUGAUCGAGAGUCCCUUCGACUUGGAGUCGUCUUCCGAGGUCAGUUCCGAAACUGUCUUUGUGGCCUUUGAGAAGUUUGUGCGCAUUGCAUGGCAAGAACAGAUGGGUCCUGUCAUGUCCCCCCAGCAUUUGAACUUGCUUCUAGAACGAGCAAGCAAGCAAGUUCCAGGCGAAUUUGGAGAUUUCGUCCGCUAUCUCUUCAAUGAGAUGGCGCCGCAGAACCGAAGGGCCUUUACCGCACUGAUCAAGCUACUUGAGGACUUGCUCGAAGGUUGUAGCAACGACAGCGACCGUGGCGCCCUGACUGUCGCAUUCGCGGAGCUCCUCGUGGACGAUGGCAGCGCCCAUAACUACAUAAAUCUUCUCGACCGCCUCGUGGAGGACUGUGACCGAAUCUUCGAGGAUCCCCUGGCCGCACUCGCCAGCUCCUUUGAGCGCACAAUGGCUUACGAAUCUAUGAAUUCGCCAUACCACAGCUACAAGUCUGCUGGCUCCUUAACGUCGAACACAUCUUCUCUCAGACGCAAGUUUGGCUUUGACAAUCUCCUCAGGCAGAACAGCAAGAACGAUGGAGGGGACCGCCCUUCAGUGUGGCGGACCCUGAGCAAGCAUGGGAGACACCCAGCGACAGGGGACAGCUCGAGCCUUGGCAGGUCUGCAGUCAACCGGUCGAAGUCAAUCGAUAUCGGUGUGCCCACAAUACCCAACAAGCUCAGACGGCCAGGUUCACGCGAUAGGCCCCGUGUUGCUGGUGCGUUUGAUGACAUGCAUGUACGGCCACCAAAUACACAUCGCCCAGGAAGUUCACACCGCCUUGACUCCGGCUUGGCAACGAUAGGAGAACCAGAGACCGAGCAAGGGCUUCUGGAGCCGCCGAAGUCUCCCAAGAAGAAGCGAAGAAGCUCGCUCUCGGACCUCAAGAACCUGAUUGAGAUGACCACUACUGAGGCUCCUCAGGCUCCUCCAGCUCCCCCAGCUCCCCAAGCUCCUCCAGCUCCUCAAGCUCCUCAAGCCCCUGAACCUCCUGAAGAACCGCCACUCAUGCCGCUGAAUGUGACCAAGAAGACUUCCGAAAAGGUCAACGGGGCGCCGCCUCGCAUUCCAGUGCCGUUGUCUAAGAUACCGACGAGCCCGACCAAACCGAAGCCAGCACAAAAGUCAAGCCCAAGACCAAGUCCACCACCCUCGAGCAAAAUACCCGUUACCCCCACAUCCCAAAGCCUGCGUUCGCCACGGCAGCGAGAGCUCCCCGCCACGGAACCAUUCCAAAGCAUGUUCUCAACUCCUCAACCUCCGUCGACGGGGUCUUUGCUGCGUAGGAAGCACGCAAAGACGCUGUCCUCCUCCACCAUCCCAUCACUCAAACCUUCCCGUCUACCCAUGGCUGGCGCAUUUAGUCCGACAGGCAGCAACGACUUCUCUCGCUCGACCCCUACCGUGGGCCGGUCCACGACCCAGAGGCUGAAACUGCAGUCCCCGCAGAAGCUCAGGGAACGCCUGGAGUCGGAGAAGAAGGCGAUAGAGGACGUUGACUCGGGCCUGAAGACGGAGCUGUCGCGCAUAUCGGCCGACAUGGCCCGGGUGAACAACACGAUGCCGCGCUCGGCCACGGGCGACAUCCGCAAGCUGUCGGCGUCUAUGAAAGCGCUGGACGAGCGGAUACCGCAGGUGCUGCAGGAGCUGGAGGAGCGGCAGAGGGCGAUCAGGGAGGACAUGGAGGCGUCGCUCAAGGCCAGCGAGGCCAAGGUCAAGGCGAUCGACCAGCUGUACAAGGAGGCGACGGCGGAGAACGAGCUGCUGUACGAGAAGUUCAACUCCGAGCUCAACAAGAUCGUCAAGGCCAUCCGGGGCAAGGGCCGCGAGGACAGGGAGGAGCUCGUGACCAAGCUCAAGGACUCGAGCGAGGAGACGGCCUACGUCAAGAAGGAGAACGCCAGGCUCAGGAGGGAGAUUGUCAGCCUCCGCUCGCUGCUCAAGGGCGGCGCCGGGGGCAGGGAUGACUGA